GCCCAGAGCUGGGACUGCGAACGAGGCGCGGUGACACCACGUGACGCAGGGAUCGCUGCGCGCCCGACCCGAGCUCAGUCCGUGCCGAUCCAAGACUGCGAGACGCUCCGUGGGCAGCAGGAGGGCAGCAGCGGAGGGCAGCGACUGUCCCCCACCCAGCCCCCCCCCCCCCCCGCGGGGCAUGGGAGCAUGAAGAGCGCUGAGCGGUCCGGAUUCAUCCCAGGAGCGAUGUUGGACGCGCGGCCAGAGCUGCGGAGAGAGCCCGCGGUGCCCGGCGCAGACCUCGACCCCCUUUGCUCGCGCUGCUGUGGAGUGGGGGCGGCCGCCUCCCUGGGGGGGCUUCCUGCUCGCUGCGGGGGUUCCCGGUGUCGCCUCCACGCGCUAGGGGGGGCGGCUGCCCUUGGCCUCCUCCUCCUCGCGGCGUGUCUCGGACUCCUGGCACUACUCGGGCCGCGACGCGGGGAGCCCGUGGAGGUGGCGCUCUUCCUGGUGUUUGAGGACACGCGGGGCCGGGACGUGAACGAGACGAUCGUGGUCAGGAGGGACGAGGAAGUCGUGACCUUCCACACGCUCGGGUCCGCCGAGCAGUCUCACUGUGCGCUGUACGACCACCACAACGGUCUCGUGUGGGUACGCCCGGCCUCGCGUCGCGUCUGUCUGCUGAGGCGCAUGAGCCGCCCCGAGAAACGCCACGUGGCGUCCGUGCUGCGCGGGGCCGGCCGCGGUGGUCAGGUGAGGAUCUCCCGGAACGCCACGCGCUUCCCCCGCGAGAUUCUUCUCAUCCGCGCCUCGCGCCCUACACCCCUCCCGGGGCACGCCACCGUGCCCGCGCUCUGCCACUCCACGCCCGUGCUGUGGGCGGCGAGAUCCGCAGAGAUGGCCACGUGGCGCACCAUGUACUUCUGCCUGGACCUGUGCUUCCUCAACAGCCUCUGCGCCUCAUUCUGCUUCUACUACCUCCCCGACUGAAGAUCCACCCCGCGUCCCCCCCCCCCCCUCCUCCACAGCAACGUCCCGGCACUACGAAGGGUUGCCACCUCCGAGGUACAAGGAAACGGGACAUGUCGUGGGCAGAAGGAUAUCGCGCAAGACCGGACCGGCAGAGGAGAGAACUACACGUGGAUGCACUGUCUUGAGUGGUCCAUCAGGGGUGCGAUUUCAUUGGACGGGUGGCAGGGGGGAGGGGGAAGAUUUUUCCUGUCUGCUUUUUUUGUUAUCCCAGGGACAGCACUUUGGGUUGUCAUCUCCCCCCCCGGGAAGGGGGAGGGGAAGGGGGGAUACAUUUGAUUUGAUCAUUAACAAUGCCAGGGAUGAGCCUGAUUCGUACUUGAAUGUGAAACUGCUUGACAACACCACGUGUUGUAAGCUUGGGCUACGAUGUGGCCAGGAGAUGGAAGUCCAGCAAUGGAUUCUUGAAUCUAUCCGUGCGGAGCUUUGCGUGUGUGUGUCCCACCCCCCCUCCAUCUCCACCCCAAACUCGCCAAUGUGGUGGUUUUUCUCCGGUAUCCUUCCAGAAGCCAAACACUUAUCAAUGUGGAAUUGAUGUGGAAUUGUCCAAACCAUUGUAUCCCCCCCACACACACACACACACUGGAAACUUGGCAACACAAGGAGUUUGAAUGUCGCGAGAAAACUUGUGUGUGUGCUGCCAGGUAGAAGCCUCCUCCUCAACAAGAGGCAAAUCCUGGGAGAAAUUAAAAAACCCAGGGCAGGUGGCAACCAGGGGGCGUGCGUCCAGGGCUGGAGAGUAUGUGGCUUUGUCAACUUGGAAAUCACCGCGCGUGAGAACGAGAGUGCUCGCCUAUAUACAAAAAAAAUCGUGUUAUUGGGUAAUGGUUUUGCGUUGGCAGUGGCGCAAGAAGCACAAAUAACAAUAAACUCAACGCAUGCGUCAGUCACAGCCUUACUUUUUUUUUACAAUAGGUGACGUUUCGGGCAAUGGCCGUUCUUCAUAACACAGGCCGCAGAGACAACAGUAGUAGAUAAGGUAUGAAUAUAAGAAUAGGUUUACCCUUUCUGGCAAUGAAACUGGUGUUAAGACCACCAAAUAUAAACCUUUUGCAAGGAAUCGAGUCUGCAUUAGUCAAGCGUACUUGUGGUGAACAUGCAAACAAAACGUGCUCUGAUGAUACGUCACAUUCCUUUUGAAGCUGAUUGGCCUACACCAAAGGAGCCGUCCAUAAAUGACGU
Messenger RNA from Petromyzon marinus (sea lamprey), 2190 nucleotides. RefSeq names its product BRICHOS domain containing 5 (gene BRICD5). The record is from RefSeq and is a predicted model, not a curated record. NCBI's taxonomy places the organism in Eukaryota, Metazoa, Chordata, Hyperoartia, Petromyzontiformes, Petromyzontidae.